AUGUCUUCUAUCGAAAACGACAAGAAGCUGCACAUCGUCGUCUCCGACAGUCACAUUGACUUGGAGUCCAGCAAUGACCUCAGCGAGAACCACAUCUUCAAGGACCCAGAGGUCGCUGAAUACUAUCGUCAAUUGUACGACAAGACUCAGUACGAGUGCCGUGACUGGUUCGACCCGGACUUCACCUACACCAAGCAGGAGGAACGCAAGGUUGUCCGCAAGAACGACUGGUACGUCACGUUCUGGGCCCUCAUCAUGUUCAUUGCCUUGGACUUCGACAGAGGCAACUUGCAGCAGGCAUUGGCUGACAAUUUCUUGAAGGACUUGCACCUCACCACCAACCAAUUGAACAUUGGAAACACCAUCAACUUGGUGUGUUUCUUAUUCGCCGAGCUCCCUUCGCAGUUGAUCUCCAAGAAGAUCGGUGCUGACGUGUGGAUCCCCAUGCAAAUGGUGCUCUGGAGCGUGGUCACCAUGUCUCAGGGAGCGCUCAAGGAUGUCCAUGGCUUCUACGCUACCAGAGCAUUUUUGGGUGCUUUGCAGGGCGGAUUUAUUUGUGACGUUUGCUUGUGGAUGAGUUACUUCUACACCACCUCGGAAAUGCCAGUCAGAUUGGCAUACUUCUACAUUGCCAAUCCCUUGUCGACGGUGUUGUCCAGUCUUUUGGCAUUUGCAUUGUUGCGGAUCCGGACCCCAGCUGUCACUGAGGGCUGGAAGUGGUUGUUCAUCAUUGAAGGAGCGUUCACAUUGUUGAUUGGUGUGGCUGCGUUCUUCAAGAUGCCUGCCUCGGCUGUGCAGACCAGGACCUGGUUCAGAAAGAAGGGCUGGUACACUGACAGAGAAGAAAAGAUUGUGGUCAACAGGAUUUUGAGAGACGACCCUACCAAGGGAGACAUGCACAACAGAGAGCCUGUGGGUCCCAAGGAGUUGCUCAAAACGUUAUUGGACUAUGACUUGUUACCCAUCUACAUUAUCAGAAUUUUAAGUGAUCUCUCAGCUAAUCCAGUGGGUAAGUACAUGCAAAUUCUCUUGAGAACCAUGGGGUUCACCACCUUCGAAACCAACGCCUUGACUAUUCCCAACAACAUCAUUGCCAUCUUCACCAUGUUGGCCAUGAGUUACAUCUCGGUUUUCUUCAAGUCCAAUGCCUUGGUCAUGGCGAGCGUCCCGCUCUGGAUCGUGGCAUGCUUGAUACCGCUAAGAUACUGGCCUGGAGCCCAGGUCGAGAAAUGGGGCACGUAUGCCGCGUUGACAGUGCUAUUGUCCCAUCCUCCAACAUGGGCAAUUUCCAUCAGUUGGUGUUCAGCCAACUCCAAUUCGGUGAGAACUCGUGCUGUUUCCGCUGCUGUGGUCAAUAUCUUCUCUCAAGCCGCUGGUAUCAUUGGUUCCAAUAUCUACAGACAAGACGAUGCUCCGUUGUACCACCGUGGUAAUACGCAAUUAAUUGGCAUUGCGUUCGGGGCGAUCGGAACUUGUUUGCUUGCACGUUUCUACUAUAUCUUCAGAAACAAGCAGAAGGAAAAAGCAUGGAACAAAUUAUCGGAAGAGGAACAGCGGGCUUAUUCUCUUACGACCACUGAUGAGGGCAACAAGAGGUUGGAUUUCAAAUUCGCCUACUAA
Messenger RNA from Suhomyces tanzawaensis NRRL Y-17324, 1620 nucleotides. Its product is annotated as putative permease. Gene Ontology annotation, biological process: transmembrane transport. The coding region runs from base 1 to 1620 and encodes 539 amino acids. The transcript has a single exon. NCBI's taxonomy places the organism in Eukaryota, Fungi, Ascomycota, Pichiomycetes, Serinales, Debaryomycetaceae. Gene Ontology annotation, cellular component: membrane. Gene Ontology annotation, molecular function: transmembrane transporter activity. The record is from RefSeq and is a predicted model, not a curated record.